Neoarius graeffei (lesser salmon catfish) is the source of this 4683-nucleotide messenger RNA. It is a transcript of the gene bcl11bb, whose product is annotated as BCL11 transcription factor B b. Gene Ontology annotation, molecular function: DNA-binding transcription factor activity; RNA polymerase II cis-regulatory region sequence-specific DNA binding. Gene Ontology annotation, cellular component: nucleus. Gene Ontology annotation, biological process: positive regulation of transcription by RNA polymerase II. Bases 10 to 2409 code for a protein of 799 amino acids. The transcript has 3 exons. The record is from RefSeq and is a predicted model, not a curated record. NCBI's taxonomy places the organism in Eukaryota, Metazoa, Chordata, Actinopteri, Siluriformes, Ariidae.
UGCCGGGCGAUGUCCCGCCGCAAACAGGGCAACCCGCAGCACCUGUCCGUGAGCCAGAGGGAGAGCGUGCAGCCCGAGGCCAACCAUGAAAUGGGGGUGGAGCUUCGUUCACCAGGGGUGUGCCCUCCCAGUCCAAUGGGCAAUGCUGGAGAGAGAGACUUGCUGACCUGCGGCCAGUGUCAGACCAACUUCCCUCUGGGAGACAUCUUGGCCUUCAUCGAGCACAAGCGGAGGCUGUGCCGCGGGACCGGAGCCUGCUACGAGAAACCUGGUGAAGGUGGUGCCACGUCAUCAUCACCACGUCCUCUGAGAGUAGAACUUGCCAGGAGACCCCGCCCUGUGGAGAUCGGCAUCCAGGUCACACCGGGUGAGGAAGAAGAGGAAGAAAAGCGUCUAACGCCUGCCAGAGGAAUCUGCCCCAAGCAAGAGAGUGUACCGACAGGGAAAGAUGAGCCCUCUAGCUACAUCUGCACCACAUGCAAGCAGACGUUCACCAGCGCCUGGUUCCUGCUGCAGCAUGCUCAGAACACGCAUGGUAUCCGUAUCUACCUGGACAACCACCCUUCUAGCUGCUCCCUUACACCCCGUAUGGCUUUGCCUCCUCCUCUGGGAGCAGAUGCCCUGCCUCGCUCACCUCUUGCCAGUUUCCUGGGAGACAACAGCAACCCGUUCCACUUGCUCCGUAUGGCAGCACCUCUUCUGCGAGAGCCUCAGCCUGCUGGAUACAUGGAGACCCGCUUGCCAUCAACACCACCAUUUGUAAGCCCCCCUCCACCACCUCGUCAUCCCCUUGAGCGUCUGGGCCCAGAGGAGAUGGGCAUUCUCACCCAGCAUCCCAGUGCCUUUGAGCGGGUGAUGCGCCUGGCCCCAAUGCCCAUGGAACCACCAUCCAUGGAUUUCUCCCGCCGCCUCCGUGAGCUGGCCAGCAACAACAAUAAUAAUGGUGGGCCCACACCUCCUCUCUCACCCAACCGUGUGCCCCCUGUGCACAGGCUCCUCAGCCCCACACUCUUUCAGCCUGGUGGCAAGCCAGUGCCAUUCCUGGGAACGCCAACACAGCCACUUCCGGCUGCUCCCAAGUCCAGUUCUUCACCAACCUUGGGCCAGGCAGGCAAGGUCAAGUCUUGUGAGUUCUGUGGAAAGACCUUUAAGUUUCAGAGCAAUCUGAUAGUACAUCGGCGCAGUCACACUGGUGAGAGGCCUUACAAGUGCCACCUGUGUGAUCACGCCUGCUCUCAGGCCAGCAAGUUGAAACGGCACAUGAAGACCCACUUGCAGAAGUCAGGUUCAUUGAGCAGCUCGCCAGAUCGGGGCAGGCGUGACUCAACAGGAGAGGAGCAGAAGAGUGGAGAGGGCAGGGAACUACUGGACAAUGAUGACGAUGAGGAAGAUGAAGAUGAGGAUGAGGAAGAGGAGGAGAUAGAAGAACAACAGAAUGGCAGUAGCAGGCCCGCAUCUAAUCUCAGCAUGGACUCUGAGCUCAGCAGGAACCGGGAGAAUGAGUCCCAGACUUUGAUGACCGAAAAACCACUCUCCAUUGACAGAGGGAUGGAAAGCCAAUAUAAUGACAUCGACAAUCACCUGAGACUGCCUUUGGGCAACAGGCCUACAGAAGAGGCAGACACAGAUUCAUCAGCCAGAGAAGCCAGAGAAAUCAAUGCAGAGGUUCAACCCAUAGUUAAUGGCAGGGGUUGUGGACCUGAGGACUCCAUGGCAGGUUUGUUCCAGCAGAAGCCUGCACCCAUCUCUUGCUCAAACCUCUCUGGCUCCUCAGCCAAGAGGAUCAAAGUAGAGAAAGACAUGGAGCUUCCAUCUCUGCCACUCAUCGCUUCUGAAAAUGUGUACUCUCAGCUGUUGGCUGGCUACGCUGCUUCCCGCCACUACAUCAGGGAGCCCUUUCUGGGCUUUGGUGACUCCCGGCAGUCACCUUUUGCCACAUCUUCUGAGCAUUCGUCCUCAGAGACGGGCAGUCUGCGGUUUUCCACGCCCCCUGGGGAGCUAAUGGAAGGUGGAAUGUUGUCAGGAAGGAGCGGCAGUAACACACCACACCUCCAACUCCGAGGUCCGGGUCCUGGUAGGCCUCCUGGUUCUAAAGAGAGCCGGAGGAGUGACACGUGCGAGUUCUGUGGCAAGGUGUUCAAGAACUGCAGCAACUUGACAGUGCAUCGGCGCAGCCACACAGGUGAGAGGCCGUACAAGUGCGACCUGUGCAGCUAUGCCUGUGCACAGAGCAGCAAGCUCACGCGCCACAUGAAGACCCAUGGCCAGUUUGGCAAGGAGGUGUAUCGCUGUGACAUCUGCCACAUGCCCUUCAGCGUCUAUAGCACCCUUGAAAAACACAUGAAGAAGUGGCAUGGUGAACAUUUGAUGAGCAACGAUGUCAAACUUGAGCAGGCGGAUCGAGCAUAAGUUAUGUGCCCUAGAGCACAUGCUUCAGACAGUAUGAUGAGUUUAGCUGGAUAAUCUUUUGAAUAAAUCUAACUAUAGAGGUUUUUUUUGGAAUGAUUUGGUGUUUUUUUUGUGUGGUUUUUUUUUGUGUUUUUUUCCCUAGUGCCACCUGAGAAACAAGAACAUUAGUACAUGUUUGUGGAUGGAUUUGAAAAAACCCUGCUGGCAUUCCCAGGAAUUUGUCCAUUAAGAAUCCAUAGAGCCUUUCUACUGUGCAAUAAUUUCUGUAUUUAUUGGAUCAUUUCUUGAUGAUACAUGGCAUGUGCAGGUAUAUAAUGGCAUGUGCAGGGGUUUUAAUGCAUUCCUUUGUUAGAAUAUUAUUUUCAGACACCAUUUUAAGAUAUGACACAUACUGAGAGUUUGGCAUUCUGCCACCAUUUUGUUUGAGGAAUUUCCUAAAAGGAAAAGAAGCAAUUUUUACCUGUCCUGCUAAAUUCUGAAGAAGUUAUACUUCUAAAAAAAAAAAAAAAACAGAGAGAGAUUUUCUUGUGUACUACUGCUGUUUGCAGUCACACCACAUGUGGGUGAUAUAUUAAAACAUAAAGCACUGAAUGUCAACUUGACAAUAAAUAUGAAACAAAUUCGAGGGAGAUGGAAUACCAGGGAUGUCUCAGGCAGCUGGAUGACAGUUUGACUGUAUUUUAAUGAUUCCCUUUUGACCACCAUCUGGCUGACUAUGCUCUUGAUAUGACUUUUAUGAUUUUAGCUGUCAAGCUUAAGCAAAACAAAUUCUUCCCUACAUCAAUACACUCAUUUAGACAUUAUUGAUUUACUAUAUUCCUUAUAAGGCUGGUAAAGUAAUAUAGCCCAUAUUUUUAUGAUCUGACUGUUUACAGUACCACAUAUUGUAAAACAAAAUAUACCACCCAGUGUAUAUUUUCUUAACACACAUAUUAAUGGGUUUGACCAAUUUCCUUAUUUUAUCCUGAUUGAAAAGAAAUGUUUUGGCAAUGAAAAGUGCGAGAUGUUGUUACGAUACUAAGGUUCAAAGUGUUAAAAGCAAUUUUAACAAAACCUCAGCCAGGAUCAUUCCUUUACCUGGCCUUGCAGUAUUACAGACGUAUUAUUUACAAAAUUGUUAUCAAAAUUAGUUUGUUAUGGUAACAUGCAAGUGUCCAAAAUGGCUGCUUGGUCUCCAGAGCAUUGUGGAACGAACCAGUGUGCUCAUGUCAGAUGUUUGAGGCCCAGGGUCACCUUCUAUUUUUCACACUUCACCAAUUCAGAGGGCUGUUGUGCCUUUAACAAAUAACCAUUCUCCCCUCAAAUCUUAGAUAUCUCAGGCUGCUGCGUUUUUAUUUUAUUUUAUUUUUUUAAGACUGUAGACAUUUUAUUUUCAGGACUGUUUUCAUUCCAAAUUAAGCUUAUAAUCAGCACUUAAAAAUGCUGCUUUUUUGUUUGCAAAUUGGUAUCUUGGAUAAAGACAUCGAAAGAUACUACUGGAAAAUUUUCCUACAUUCCUUACCCGAUCUUUAAGCCUAGCUUGCAUCUUUUGGAUAGCAUAAUUAAAAAUAAGGUAGCGCGAAUGGCAGAGACAUUUAAAAUGUAAAUCAGAGAAAGUUUUAAUAAAGAUACGGAGACAAACUGGCCCCGCUACACAUGCUUGUGUUUUACUGCUGUUCAAUCCAACAUGCACGCAAAUGAUUAUGCAGUGUGUACACUUGUAAUAAUGAAUUUCAUUCCAACAACAAGAAAAUCACAAUGAAGACAUUAAAUAUUUAUGCAUUUGAUGUGUGUAUCUGUACUACCUUUCAGAAUCUAAUUUAAUGCACAAUUUUGUCCGAGAUGACCAAGUCAUCUAGUUCUUCACUGAUACAUCCAGCUGGCUCUUCACCAGCUUGGAAGAAAAUAGAAAAAAAAUGAGAAAAAAAUGACACUCUGUCUUUAAAAUGAUGUUUACAGUGUUGAAGUACAAGGAUAACAAAUUCCUGUGUAAAUGUGUUUUAAACGAGAAUAAUCUCAUGUUUUUUUCUACCAUUUUCUGAAUGCCAUAGCAGGGUUGGUUGGUUGGUUGUUUAAUAUUUUAUUUUGUUUUCGGUGCAGGGUUUCUUUCCCCCCAUAAAUUUCAGUGGAUAUAUUCGUAUAUGUUUCGUUCACUGUUAAAAUACACAGUGUAUUUGUAUACCAGUGGCAUUUUAUGAAAUGAUGCAAAAAAAAAUCUUUAUAUUUUGCAGUCCAUUAUAAAAUUGUGAGUCUAUCCAAAUUUUUUUUUGUCUCUAUACCUGUUCAUAAUUUUGG